Messenger RNA from Anopheles marshallii, 390 nucleotides. RefSeq lists its product as uncharacterized. Lineage: Eukaryota; Metazoa; Arthropoda; Insecta; Diptera; Culicidae. Bases 1 to 390 code for a protein of 129 amino acids. The record is from RefSeq and is a predicted model, not a curated record. The transcript is spliced from 2 exons.
AUGUCUGCAGUAAAGCGCUCGGGGCAAUUCUGGUGGACGGUGUGUGGUGUGCUGUUGCUGCUCGUCGGAUACGUUCUGUCCAACCCGAUCGAGGAGGGUGGAAACGAAAAGGAUAAAGCGCUCGGCGGUGUCCCCGACGGUGGUAGCGUACACGAGGAGGUCGUUGUCGCUGCAUCCCUGUACGUUCGCAAGAAGCCUGCCACGUCGCUACGGCGCCAGGAGCGUGAAGUGCGGGACGAUCACGUAACGCAUCCGAGUGUGCCGCACACGAACGGGCUGGACGCGCCCGGGAAAGGCAAACCGCAUCUGGGCAAGCACCAGGACAAAGUGGUGCCGAACUGGAAGAACCACGUCGUGACACCGAAAGUGGAACACCAGCGAAAACAGUGA